Molecule: messenger RNA, 1411 nt
Organism: Terrapene triunguis (Three-toed box turtle)
Lineage: Eukaryota; Metazoa; Chordata; Testudines; Emydidae
Gene: TMED1
Product: transmembrane p24 trafficking protein 1
Exons: 3
Biological process (GO): intracellular protein transport; endoplasmic reticulum to Golgi vesicle-mediated transport; Golgi organization
Cellular component (GO): endoplasmic reticulum; endoplasmic reticulum-Golgi intermediate compartment; COPII-coated ER to Golgi transport vesicle
Source: RefSeq, a predicted model, not a curated record
UGUGGUUGUGCCCUACAGGUUAUUGGUGGUGCGGGCCUGGACAUCGACUUCUCCCUGGAGAGCCCCUCGGGCGUGCUGCUGAUCAACGAAUACCGGAAAUCGGACGGGGUGCACACCAUUGAGCCCACGGAAGCAGGCGACUACAAACUCUGCUUUGAUAACUCCUUCAGCACUAUCUCGGAGAAGCUGGUUUUCUUCGAGCUCAUCUUCGACAGCCCCCAGGAGGACGAGGACGGGGAUAACUGGGCUGAGGUGGUGGAGCCGGAGGAGAUGCUGGAUAUGAAGAUAGAAGAUAUUAAGGAAUCCAUUGAGACCAUGAAGAACCGUUUGGAGCGGAGCAUCCAGAUGCAGACGCUGCUGCGAGCCUUCGAAGCCAGAGACCGCAACCUGCAGGAGAGCAACAUGAGCCGUGUCAACUUCUGGUCAGCCGUUAACCUGGGGGUGCUGGUGGUGGUGGCCUUCCUCCAGGUCUACAUGCUGAAGAGCCUCUUCGAAGACAAGAGGCACGUCCGAACGUAGCUUGAACGGGAGAGAAAUGGACUCCGUAUCUCCUGCGGGGGGCAGGUACAGAGCCAGACUGGUCCUGAGGCUGGUGAAUUCAAAGCCAAACACCCCAGCACCUGAUAGAUCAACUGUGUAUAGCUCUGUCAAAUCGCUGCAGCUUCUCUUCUGGGCAUCCUUUAGUGGGGUUAAAUGGGCCUGCUUUGUACCAGAGCUCACAUUAGGUGCAUUGGAGCCAGAGGGCGUGGGGCGGGUGGGGGGUGGAUCACAGAGGUUUGACUGAUGGGAUGGGUUAAAAUUGAUUCUCUAUGGACUUGAACCCCUUGGCUUGGGGGAAAGGGAUUCUACAGCCACCAGCCUGUGCCAAAAUCCACAUCCCCGAGGAUGGGAUGAAGGAAGAGCAAAGCAGGGCAUGGUGGAUGGCAGCUGAGGAGAGCAGCCGGUGGUCUCGGUACCUAGUCCCAUCAGUAAAGCAGGGUCUGGCCUGGCAGCCUCUGGUUCUGACCGUCACCAAUUAUAGGUGGGCAGGAUCCCCUGGCCUGCAACCAACUUGCUCCUGGUCCUGAAUCUCUCCUCUCUUCUGCAUUUUUGUCAAAGGAGACGCCUCCUAUGUGCCUUAACAUCAGCUCUUGGCCUGCUUGGACCUUGGCCGCGGCCUUGCUGUGUCCUGCUGCCCCUUUAGCGCUUUGUUUCCACUGUCUUUUAGUAGAGAAGAUGGGGAAUGUCCCCCCAUGUCUCCAGGGACUCCCCACGCUCUGGCCCCCUAUGCAGCAGUGAAUUGGCUCCAGUUGGCCUCCAUACUGACCCCUGGAGGAAAAGCAACCUCUUCGCUGUUUACUGCUGCAGUGCGGCUGCGGCGGGAGAGCCUUGGCUUUGGGUCCAGCCGUGUGGCUUGGUUUUGCUUAGGGCU